GAUUUUUGUUGCACCUUCCUCUGCCGCCUCUCUCUCUUGUCUUCUCUUUCUCUCUCUCUCUCUCAUUGCAUCUCAUGCCUUGUAUUCAUUCUUAAAAAUCCAAAGUUGAAAAGGUUGUCAACAAGGGAAGACACAAGUUGAACCUCAAAGGAAAAUACAGUGCCACCUCAAAAUAGAUCAAACAAACCUUGUUCUUUUAUGUGCACAACCCAACCUGCUGCUAUUAUCAUAAGGAUUGGAUUCUGACAAGGAUUUCUCUAUGGGAGAAGCACCUAUUGGUCAAGACCUGCAGAAUGGGAAUGACAAUGACUUUGAAUCAAAAAGCGGGACUUUUGAAACCAGCACUAUCAUUGGUGAAAAAAAGUAUGUCAUUGGUGGAACUGCUGGUGGAACUUUUUAUGUGAAAGUUCAAAUUCUUGACAACAACUGUCUUGGGGAAUGGGUUAAUGUUGUUGAGCUAGGCACUAAACCCAUUUCAUGUAAUGGCCACUCAGCCGUGCUUUUGAAAGACAGAAUACUAAUUCUUAAGAAAAAUUCUAACCCAGAUGACUGUAUAUGGUUUCUGGAGGUGGACACUACAUAUGUCAGGCAGCAGCAGAAAAAAAAUUUGGGGACUGAGGUUGUAGCAUGGAGUAAGGGUGUGAUAGGAAACGUGGAGAAACCUGUUGUUAUAAGUGGUCCUUCUGGAGUAGGUAAAGGAACAUUGAUAUCUCUCCUUAUGAAGGAAUUCCCCUCUAUGUUUGGCUUUUCUGUGAGCCACACAACCCGUGCCCCGAGAGGCAUGGAGAAAGAUGGGGUCCAUUACCAUUUUACGGAGAAGAAUGUUAUGGAGAAAGAGAUUAAAGAUGGCAAGUUUCUGGAGUUUGCUUCUGUCCAUGGAAAUCUCUAUGGGACCAGUGUUGAGGCUGUGGAGCUGGUAUCAGAUGCAGGGAAAAGAUGUAUUCUUGAUAUUGAUGUUCAAGGGGCAAGAUCCGUGAGGGCUAGUCCUCUAGAAGCCAUGUUCAUCUUUAUCUGCCCCCCAUCAAUGGACGAACUGGAGAAGCGUCUUCGUGACCGAGGGACUGAGACAGAAGAACAGGUCCUAAAGCGACUACGAAAUGCUCAGGCUGAGAUUGAGCAAGGGAGAUCAUCAGGCAUAUUUGAUCACAUCUUAUUCAAUGACAAUCUUGAGGACUGUUAUGAGAAUCUGAAGAAAUUAUUGGGACUUGAUGAAUAUGCCACUACUCCCAAGUCUGUACCAAAAGAGAUAAAUCUCCCAAGGGAUCAUUCAGUGUCAAAAAUUGAUGACAAAAUCAUCAUAAAUUCCACGUCUUCAAAACUAGAAAAGGAAUCAAAGAACUUGAUCAUGUUAGACGUGUCUUGUCUUAAAGGGGGUGCACCAGGACGGACAAGAGGACUUAAUAUAGAAGCCAUUGACUCGUUUUCAGAAGGCUUCAAUGGCAAUGGGAAUGGACCAAUUUGACAUUCAAUGAACCUGGUCAAACUAACUCUGUUUCUCUCCAUUCAUAUAUAAAAAUUAUUUGAAACAAUAGGUCACAGGAUGAGGAUGAGGCACUAGGUUCAUAUUUUUUAGAUGUUUUUUUCAUGUCUUGAUUUGAUGCGUCUGGAACAAUUCUUUUACCCUACAGUGAAUCAGAAAUUUUAAUGUUGUUAUUCUUAGUACAUUCCAAUCAUCAACAAAGGCAAAGGUUGUAAUCCACAAUUUUUUGUGUAUAAUCAAUAACUAUAGAAAUUAUUUCUCA
Molecule: messenger RNA, 1742 nt
Organism: Vigna radiata var. radiata (mung bean)
Lineage: Eukaryota; Viridiplantae; Streptophyta; Magnoliopsida; Fabales; Fabaceae
Product: guanylate kinase 2
Exons: 11
Coding region: 260-1462 (400 amino acids)
Biological process (GO): purine nucleotide metabolic process
Cellular component (GO): cytosol
Molecular function (GO): GMP kinase activity
Source: RefSeq, a predicted model, not a curated record